UAUAUUCUCUUUGCUCCAUAAAAACAGAGAGAACAAAAAAAACAGAGGAGACUUAUUAGAGAUCUCAUGGCGAUGGCUAUCUCCGGAGCUGUGCUCAGUGGGCUUGGUUCUUCCUUCCUCACCGGAGGCAAGAGAAGUGCCACGGCACUGGGGAGCGGUGUAGGUACUGGAGCUGCGAGAGUUGGCCGGAAAACUCUGAUUGUCGCUGCAGCAGCUGCUUCUCAGCCCAAGAAGUCGUGGAUCCCCGCCGUUAAAGGUGGCGGCAACUUCCUCGACCCUGAAUGGCUCGAUGGCUCGCUACCCGGAGAUUUCGGGUUCGACCCAUUGGGUUUGGGGAAAGACCCGGCUUUUCUUAAAUGGUACAGAGAAGCAGAGCUGAUACACGGCCGGUGGGCGAUGGCUGCUGUUCUUGGGAUCUUCGUUGGUCAGGCUUGGAGCGGCGUGCCAUGGUUCGAAGCCGGAGCUGAUCCACGUGCCAUCGCACCCUUCUCUUUCGGUUCGCUUCUCGGGACCCAACUGCUUCUCAUGGGUUGGGUGGAGAGCAAACGGUGGGUCGACUUCUUCAACCCUGAUUCUCAGUCCGUUGAGUGGGCGACGCCUUGGUCGAGGACCGCCGAGAACUUCGCAAACUACACAGGAGAUCAAGGGUACCCAGGAGGGAGGUUCUUUGAUCCGUUGGGUCUAGCCGGGAAGACACGGGACGGUGUUUACGAGCCAGACAGAGAGAAGCUGGAGCGGCUGAAACUUGCGGAGAUUAAGCACUCUAGGCUCGCGAUGCUUGCAAUGCUGAUCUUUUACUUUGAGGCCGGGCAGGGUAAAACGCCUCUUGGUGCACUUGGUUUGUGAGAACUAUGGUCUUAGAGUCUGUAGAUAUAAUUACUUAUGAUGCUGUUCUUCAAAAAUAUCAGAUCAUUGCUUUGAAGUGGCAAUCAAAUCAUGAGUUCAGCUUGUGAACAAUGUGAAAUUAAUAAUUAUAUCAUGAAAAGGCUUAUUAGUAUAUAA
Raphanus sativus (radish) is the source of this 1002-nucleotide messenger RNA. RefSeq names its product chlorophyll a-b binding protein CP24 10B, chloroplastic. Lineage: Eukaryota; Viridiplantae; Streptophyta; Magnoliopsida; Brassicales; Brassicaceae. The transcript has 2 exons. Bases 67 to 846 code for a protein of 259 amino acids. Gene Ontology annotation, biological process: photosynthesis, light harvesting in photosystem I; response to light stimulus. The record is from RefSeq and is a predicted model, not a curated record. Gene Ontology annotation, cellular component: membrane.